AUGUUGUGGUAUCAUCCCCAGGAUCUCGAACAACAAGGAACACAUCAUCAAGAAUCGUGGGGAAACCCUGGGGAAUACCUGGUCUACAUGAAGCGAUUCUGGGGGAAUAUCAUCAACGGGGAGAUCCGGAGCCGUGUGGAGGUGAGGAAAACGGCGCUUGAUCUCCGUGUGGCUGGCUCCCGCGGCCGCCGCGAUGGCUUAAUCACUUCACUUUACGCUGGAGAAGGCAUCCAGAAUGCUCAACUACCGGGUACUAAGCCGGGCGCUACGGCGUUGAACGGGCUUUCCCCUCCGCGCCGCCGGUUCCCUUCCAUCAGGCCACUCCAAAGAUCCCUGAGGGGAAGAGAUUGA
Molecule: messenger RNA, 351 nt
Organism: Fusarium odoratissimum NRRL 54006
Lineage: Eukaryota; Fungi; Ascomycota; Sordariomycetes; Hypocreales; Nectriaceae
Exons: 2
Coding region: 1-351 (116 amino acids)
Source: RefSeq, a predicted model, not a curated record